Aspergillus ruber CBS 135680 is the source of this 1345-nucleotide messenger RNA. Its product is annotated as electron transfer flavoprotein subunit alpha/FixB family protein. The coding region runs from base 84 to 1139 and encodes 351 amino acids. Gene Ontology annotation, cellular component: mitochondrion. NCBI's taxonomy places the organism in Eukaryota, Fungi, Ascomycota, Eurotiomycetes, Eurotiales, Aspergillaceae. The transcript has 3 exons. The record is from RefSeq and is a predicted model, not a curated record. Gene Ontology annotation, molecular function: electron transfer activity; flavin adenine dinucleotide binding.
CCGCACGCCCAUAUCCGCAAUCCGUUCGCAAGACCAGCGACAUUUUCCAACGUCAACUUCACCUGAAUCGCAUUCCGCCCACCAUGUUCCCAAUUGCCAGAAGCUCUGUUCUGCGGGCUGCCCGCUCACAAAUCUAUCCGUCCCGGGCCUGCAAUCAGCCCUCUCUCUCGGCACUCGCUCGUCUUCUCUCCACCUUGGCCGUUCUUGAACAGCGGGAUGGAAAGCUCCAACAGUCCUCUCUCUCUGCCGUUGCAGCCGCGCAGAAGCUGGGGGGAUCAGUUACAGCUUUUGUUGCUGGAAAGGGUGUGAAGGGAAGUGCUGCGGCUGAGGCGGCAAAGAUUAAGGGCUUGGAGAAGGUUGUUGCUGUGGAUAAUGAGGCUUAUGAAAAGGGGUUGCCUGAGAACUACGCUCCUCUGCUCGUCGACAACAUCAAGUCCGGCGGCUUUUCGCACGUCCUCGCUGCUCACUCCGCCUUUGGAAAGAGUCUUCUGCCUCGCGUGGCAGCUUUGCUGGAUGUGCAACAGAUCUCAGAUAUUACAAAGAUUGAGAGUGAAGACACAUUCGUCCGCCCCAUCUACGCCGGAAACGCUAUCCUGACUGUCCAGUCGACUGAUCCUACCAAGAUCAUUACCGUUCGGGGAACUUCUUUCCAGGGCAUUGAGACCGAAGGUGGCUCUGCUGAGAUCGUCGAUGGUACCGACCCUAACGCCCCUGCCCUGACCGAAUGGGUUUCCGAGGAGCUCACGAAGUCCGAGCGUCCUGACCUGGGCACCGCAUCCCGCGUUGUCUCGGGUGGCCGUGGACUGAAGUCAAAAGAGGAGUUUGACCGCGUUAUCGUGCCAUUGGCCGACUCCCUGGGUGCUGCGAUUGGUGCUUCCCGUGCUGCCGUUGACAGUGGAUUUGCCGACAACAGUCUCCAAGUCGGUCAGACAGGAAAGAACGUUGCACCGCAAUUGUAUCUCUGCGCUGGUGUUUCCGGUGCUAUUCAGCACCUUGCUGGUAUGAAGGACAGCAAGGUCAUUGCUGCUAUCAACAAAGACCCUGAUGCGCCCAUCUUCCAGGUGGCCGAUGUCGGCCUCGUCGGUGACCUCUUCGAGAAGGUCCCUGAGUUGACCGAGAAGCUCAAGAGCCAGACAUAAGCUAUCAGUUUUAGGUAUAUUUAGUCUUAUGUAUCAUGAUUAUAUCAUUUUGUUUGGUUCUCUUCCUAUAAGGCUUUUUUCUUGAAUGCGGUAUUCUACGAAUGAUACUGUAUACAUAUUUCCUGAGAUCCCCACGACUUCAGCAUCACAUCAGAGCAAACCAUGGCACUAUACAAGCAAUACAAUGGCCAUUGACUGAACUGGAC